AUGUCAUCCGACUCGCAAGAGAGCAGGGCUCCUUUGGUCAGGGGCGUGAUGUGGGUGAUGGCGGUGGUUCCUUUGGUUUUCGUUGGCAUUCGUUUAUAUGUCCGGUGUUACGUGAAGCGGGUUUUUGGCUGGGACGAUUUUAUCAUUAUUAUUGCGACGGCCCUUCUGAUCGCUUACGCUGCCGUGUGUCAUGUUGCCACGCAGUAUGGCCUGGGCCAACAUCUAGCUGUCGUGGAAGAAAAUCCUGAUAAUCUUAUUACCGUGGCUUUGCUAUGUGAUAUUGGCGAAGCUUUGGCUAUCAUGGCUUGUACUUUGGGAAAGACCUCGUUCGCUGUCACCCUCUUGCGCAUCGUCGUCAAGAGGUGGAUGACUGUAGUCUUGUGGGUGGUCAUCGUGACUAUGAACUUGGUCAAUAUCUUGACGGCUAUCUUUGUCUUUGCUCAAUGCAAGGAUCCUCGACAUCUAUGGAAUCCUGCCAUCCCUUCCGAGUGCUGGUCUUCGGAUGUUUUUACUAAUUAUUCGCUGUUUGUCGGAGCAUACUCUGGUGCUCAAGACUUUGUCCUAGCACUUCUCCCCUGGUCAAUUGUGUGGAAUCUUCAGAUGAAGAAGAAGGAAAAGUUUGGCGUUGCCUUUGCCAUGAGUCUGGGUGUCUUCGCCGGUGCUGCCGCCAUCGUCAAGACAACAUUCCUAGUAGCACUGUCCGCUAAAGCAGACUUCACAUGGGAACUGGCCCCCCUGCUCUACUGGGCUGCCGUGGAAGACGGUCUGGCCAUCACCGCUUCUUCAAUCCCGGCUUUGAAACCUCUCUUAGUGAGCAUGUUCCCUAGCUCAGCAGAAGACAACUACAACAUGAUCUCUUAUCCGCCCAAAGCCCCUUCUCGGAAAGUCUUUGAUAGUUCCGAGGGAGAGACGCAGACGGAUAUUGGGCGGGAAAGUCUCCGCGAUGCGGGGAGUCAGACUGCUAUUGUUGAACCGCAGUCUCCCGUGUUGGGGAAAGAAAGUAUUAAUUUGACUACGGAGGUCUCGGUGAUGUAUUCUCGGUCUCCAUAA
Penicillium verhagenii is the source of this 1050-nucleotide messenger RNA. RefSeq lists its product as uncharacterized. Lineage: Eukaryota; Fungi; Ascomycota; Eurotiomycetes; Eurotiales; Aspergillaceae. The record is from RefSeq and is a predicted model, not a curated record. The transcript is spliced from 5 exons. Bases 1 to 1050 code for a protein of 349 amino acids.